Psylliodes chrysocephalus is the source of this 717-nucleotide messenger RNA. NCBI's taxonomy places the organism in Eukaryota, Metazoa, Arthropoda, Insecta, Coleoptera, Chrysomelidae. The record is from the annotation of a GenBank genome assembly.
AUGAAUUACGUAUCGAUAUUAGGAUUUGCCUUGAGCUUGCUGAUCUCAUGCCAGUGCCAACAACAGCAACAGUAUCAAAACGGGGAAUAUAACCAAGAAGACAAUUAUUCUUAUCAAAAAACACCACCUCCCCCUCAAAUACUCUCUCACAAACAAGCUCUCAAUCACGAUGGUAACUUUAAGUAUUUAUUUACGUCUGAAAAUGGAUUAGCACAAGGAGAAAGUAUAUCUCCUGAUGGAUCAAGAAAUGGAGGAUACAGCUACAUCGAUCCAAACGGUAAGAAAAUCUCAGUGAAAUACACAGCUGGAAAAGAAGGUUUCAGGAUAUUGGAAGCGGAUCAUUUGCCGAAAGCCCCUCAACCGGUUGCUCCAUUACCCGCUCCAGUGCACCAAUCUGCUUAUCAACCACAAACUGCCUAUCAACCACAACAAUCCGCAUACCAACCGCAAACACACUAUCAGCCAAGAAGUUAUCAGCCACAAUAUAAUUACAGAUCGCAACAACAAGAAGACGAUGGCCAGUACAAGCCCGAAGUGUAUGAGAGACCUCAACAACAGCUUGUACAGCUUCCUUCUCAUCCUAGACCAGCUUAUCCAUCAGCAAUACAAGUUUCGCCAACGCCUAGUUCAAACGCCUUACACGAAAAAGAUUACGAUGAUGAACCUGGCAAAGCCAACAGUUUUGGAUCUGGUUAUAUAUUCGAGUUCGGUGGAUAG